This is a messenger RNA of Nannospalax galili (Upper Galilee mountains blind mole rat), 3176 nucleotides long. Its product is annotated as KIAA0408 ortholog. The transcript is spliced from 5 exons. NCBI's taxonomy places the organism in Eukaryota, Metazoa, Chordata, Mammalia, Rodentia, Spalacidae. The record is from RefSeq and is a predicted model, not a curated record. Bases 501 to 2255 code for a protein of 584 amino acids.
AAAUGAAAAUUCUGUUAAUGGUUGUUUUAAUUGGAAACUAUUUUUAUUUUCCUUAUUCCACCAAAGAGAGGCACUUCUCAGAGACAUUUUCUAAACCAAAAACAGCAUAACUUUGCCUUACGGCAUCUUAGAGACUACGUUUAUGUUAUAGCCUUAUAUAAAAAUUAAGAUCCUGCAGUGUUACUCUAUAACGUACCAAUUUAUUGUUUUCUGCUUUUUCAUUUAAUGUGUAUAUGUGUUUUGUUUGCAUAUAUGUAUAUGUAAUACAUGUGUGCCUGGAGUUCCUGGAGUUCCUGGAAGCCAAAGGGAUGCCAGAUCCCCUGAAACUGGGAUUAUAUACAGAUGUUGUGAGCCACCAUGUGGGUGUUGGGAACUGGACCUGGAUCCUGUGUAAUAACAGCAAGUGCUCUUAGCACUGAGACAUCUCUCCAGCCCAAUUUCAUUUCGACUACAGAGGCUUGGUACCAAAACUUUGCCGGGAAGUAAAGCUGCGGAGGAAAAUGAAUGAACACUCUAAGGUCAUUGAUCUUGAUCAAGGGAAGGCCAUUCACGAUAAAAUACUCCCAUCUCCUCCAAAUGACCCCAAAUCAGGACAGUGUGAAUUUACACAGAUGAAUCACAGGGAUGAUCUGGAAAAAGGAAAUAAAACAGAAUGGGGCUUCCUCAGAGAUGGAAAUCAAGUAUCUAAAAAACAAAAUGAAACCAUAAAAUCAAAAGUAGGAUUUCUGAAUUCUUUGGCCUCAGAUGAGAAAGAAUGUGAAACCUGUUCUGGCCUGAGGACUUCUGAGGAGGAGAAUAAGGGCUGUUCUGGAGCCCUCAACACAGCUCUUGAAGAACUUGCCAAAGUUAGUGAAGAGUUAUGCACCUUCCAAGAGGAAAUUUGCAGGCGCUCUAACCACAGAAGGAUGAAGUCAGACUCUCUCCUCCAGGAAAUGCCAAAUGCAAUCAGUGUGCCUCAUGGGGAUCACUUGAUCAACAAUGGCCAGGGAAUUCCUCCAACUAAUUUAGAGAAAGAAAAACAAAAAAACAUAAAGAAUCUGAACUGUGCCACAGGGGUCCAAAGCAAUUCUGUGAAAAAGUGUGGAAUUGGUACAAUUGAUUUGCAAAGAAAUGAAACUCCACCAAUUCCUCCUCCAAGAAGCACCUCUCGAAAUUUUCCCGGCUCAUAUUCUGAACAAGCCCAAGAAAGACUGAAGGAAAGUUUAGAAUACAAGUUGGUGGCCUAUGAAAGUCAAGGUGAGAGGAAAUGGAAUUCUCAUUUCCUUUUGAGGCAGCCUCUAUCAUGUCCAUAUGAAGGGAAGAGUUCAAAAGAUACCAUGUUUUCCUCUCUGACAACAGAAGUCAAAAUAAACAGUAAGCCUCCAGGUAACGAAGACACUGGACCUAAUACAUGGUACUGUGAUACUGGAGUAGGUACAAAAGAGAGUCCUCCUGUGUGGUUUCAGAAAACCAGCUCUACCUCCAAUAAGGCAAAAUUUGAAAAGGUGUUCCCAGAUAACCCUCAUCUUGAGCUUCAUGUAAGAAGUGACUAUAGUCCUUCAGUGACACAGAGCAGUGGCCCUCUCAGAAAUUACAAUGGCAACUUUGAAAGGACUCCAAGGAAUGAAAAGCUGGCAACAAAGAUUGAUGAAUUUAACAGAACUGUGUUUAGAACAGACAGAAAUUGUCGUGUAGUACAGCAGAAUCGAAGCUACUCAACAUCACCUGAGGAUCGUAAUCCCUUAGAUAGCUUAACUGCUCAUGGAGGUGACAUAUCAGAAAGUGAUAGUGGGACUGAUGUUCUGAAAGCUAGCGACCAGUUGCCUGUGCCCUUGGAAAGUGUGUCCAACAAUCCCACAAAGAUAUCUACAGCGGGCCUGGUCAAACAAAUGCAGGAGCGUUUAAGUCCUCGUAGUUCCCAGCCUAGGUUCCAAGAAAAUGAUUGGAGACCAAGCAAUUUCUCAGGCCGGCCAAGGUCAGCUGAUCCCAGGUCAAACUAUGGAGUUGUAGAAAAGCUGUUGAAAACCUACGAGACGGCAACAGGGUCUGCACUGCAAAAUUCUAAGUGUUUCGGGGAUAACGGGACCAAGAGUGACUCUGAUGAAGCCAUAGUAAUGAAAGCUUCCAAUGGAAAAGGAUUUUCCCGACCUGCUAGACCAGCAAAUCGCAGGCCCCCAUCCAGAUGGGCAUCCAGAUCUCCAUCGGCACCCCCUGCCUUACGGAGGACUGGCCACAGCUAUAAUGUCUCUCUGGGAUCUGAUGCCCCAAGGGUCUAAGUCUCUAGCCUGGAUUUCUGGAUUACAAGAAUUCUAGUCCCUGUUGCUAUGAACUGAAUAUCCGGAGUGUUUACAACCAGUCCUGUUCUCUUCUGUGUCUUUCAAGAUCACUGGGACAAGCAAUUUAAACCCUAACUUUCCAUCAGUCUUCAGUGUUUUUGAUCUGUAGAAUAAUUAUCUCCUUGUAUUUUGAUUUCUUCGAUCAGAGUUUUUUUCAUUACCAUCCUCGUUGAGUUUCCAAUAUGAUUUAAGUUGACACAAUGUACAAUAUUGUAUAUUUUAACUUUCUCGCAAAUGCAGAAAGCAAGGUUAUGUGCAUGGUCAUGUGUUUGUAGGUGCAUGUAUUGUCAUAGGAAAUAGUCUAGUAUGUAUUUAGAUAAGAAAAAAAUUUAUGUGCUGGUGUUGACUUUGAAAUUACAACAUAUAUACCUAUAUAUUCUUUGUGUUUAUUUUGAAGUUUUGAAAAUAUACAGUUCUGUUUAUAUUUUGUAUACCUUUUAAUAGGUAUCCGCCUGAGACAUUUGACAUUCAUAUAUCAUUUAAUCACUUGGCCCACAACUACAUUGAAAAGUAAGAAUUAUACGCAUACCUAACAUUGGUAAUUUUCUAGAUACAGAUCUUAAAUAGCAUCUCAACUUACAUGAAGAUAAGCUGAUAAUGCUGAUUUUGUUUAUUCUUUUAAAUAAAACUGUCACAAGUUUGACAGUUCAGCCUUCUAAAGCGAGCAAAGAAUGUUCACAAAUACUUUUAUACGUCUUCUGGUAGUCUCAUGUGGCUUAACUGUAUACAUAGUUCUCAGACCCAGUAUCAUAAGACUGCCUUAAUAAUGACAGGACAAAGUAAUGAAUUUAUUUUGUCAACCUCAGUAACAAACAUUCCUUAAAUGAGAUGAAAAAAGGAAUUAAAUUAUGCUGGAUUUUA